AAGACAUUGAUUUGCCUUGCGAAGUGUUUGAUUGCACUUAGAUUAAGGGGUAAUCCUGUAUCUGUGUUCAUCGGCAUUGCGUCUGUUGCUGCUCUGUCAUGGUUUUUUGAUGUUUUUCGUUUUUUUUGGGCCUUAAUUUUGUCACAUUUAUGCACAAAUGAUUUAUAACAUCGACUUUUUCUUUGCUAAUAAUGCUAGUUAGCAUGCUCUGUGGCAAGUAAAAUAACGUUUUCUACUUAGACAGGAUGGAGAUUUUCCGAAUUGGGCCUGCAGUCGCUCCUUGUUCAGACAGCAGGUCGAAGUCCUGGUGGGCUGCCACAUCUGGCUUUGUUUCUGAGGAGCCCAAUAUAACAUAUAAAGGGAACCUUUAUCUAAAUCCUGUCCUACCGCAGUACUGAAAGCGCAUAGUAACAAAGAUGUUCGCACAAUUACAUGUUUUAGCCAUGGCUACAACUUCAACAACAAAUACAGACUAGGAAAAAAAAGGAAAUUACAUUUUGUCACAUUAGAACAAAUGUUUGUGUUCAGAAGUGAAGUGGAAGGAAAGGGUUUUUACACAUAAAAUCUGAAACAUUUUGCAUGCAUAUGGAUUUAGACCUCACUGUAACAGAUUUCUGUAAAUGUAUGGUGAAUUUUAACAGUAUUCUACUCUAUUUCAUAAUAACAGGAAAAUACUGUUAUAUUACUACACUUAGCGUGUUAAUUUACAGUUAAUUUAACUGGUUAAGCAGUAAAAGUAAAUCAUUGUAAUUCAACACGAACAGCAUAAUACAGUAUUUUUUUCAAGCUAUGGAAAAAGCAAUCCUUUACAAGUCCCGCUAUUAUCUUUCAGAAUCUUUUCAAAUGUUGUUGGUUGCUGGUUCUGUUCUGAUGGUAUCACAUCAUUAACAAUCAGUCAACGGGCUUGUCUUGUCAUCUUAUUCGAGAUAGUUAUGACCCACAUCCGGAAAAACACUCAGGAGAGAAGACAGGAUUAAGAAGAGGAUUUAUUUUCUUAAACAAUGAUAAAUCUUAAAUGAUCUGGAACUGGUAGAUUGCCAACUGCACAGAAAGAAGGGGAAAAAGCAGGUGAAUCAAAAUGCUACCUUUAACCUGGGGCACGUGAAUCAAAACGGUACAGUUAACGUGGUUACUGAAAUUAAAGAAAAAGCUCACUAUGCAGGAGUAGCCUAACCGCCAGGGGGAGGUGAGGGAGUCAGGGUCUGAGCGCACGAUACAGAAGUUUCUCUGAUGCUGCUUGAGAGAUUUGCGAAGAACAGUGAGGAGUUCAGGGUGAAGGUACUUGCGUUGGAGGGUGGACAGGGUACGCUUAUGCCUUGGUCCGGAUGACGGCAAAACAGGAAACUGCCAGCUUGAUUCUUGUCCAGAUGAAGAAACAGGAGUUUGGGAUCGUAACCCACGAGAAAAGAAGACCUUUCUCCAGAAGUCGGUAAUCGUGAUCACCCAAAUACUUCCGGGAGCGAAGUCAGGCCUCAGCAAGAAAAACCCAAGGGUUCAGGUAAGCAACCUGCAAAGCAGCACACACGAAGGUUAACCUAGAGCUUAGAACAAAGCAAGGAUUAGUUGUGGCUUGAGCUUGUUACCACUGAAGGCAAACACUCUGGCAACGAAGAGCUGGCAACGUCCCGCUUAAGUACGCCUCCAAGCAAUCAGUAGAUUAGUUACACCUGUCACCCCCGCACCCAGGAACUCCAGCACCUUCUGAAAACUGAACAUGGUUAACAAAAAAAAAACACACACACAAAAACUCCAGACCCCGACAUGUCUUUGGAUAACGCACUUUUCCUGCUUCAGUCCACAAGUUCAGAAGCACUUGGAGUGUGGACAAGUGAUUGUGGAAUACUUCAGAACCCAGUCCAGCCACCAUGGUGUCCAGGCUAUUGUUUCCCAGGGUCUGGAUGGGGAUCUCACUUUCCAUGUGGUCCAGCUUCUUAUGGCUCACUUUGGUGAAAGCACAGAUGGACUGAUGAUUUUUGCUGAUGCAUUUGCUACACCUCCUGAUGUUAAGAGGAAUUUCACUCUACCAGCCAGUCCUCGGCUCAUUUUGCUUGGCAAUCAGAUCCACACACUCUGCAAGUGGAUAAUCAGCAUUGAGAGCCAUGUGAUUUGUGAGAGCAUUCAGCCAACAUUUCAGUCAGGACUUGCGGCUUUCUUUGCGGUGUUCUUUGUUUUCAACCUCCAGUAUCAGGACGAGACCUCCCAGACCCUGGAAUUUAUUCAAAGACGGUACAUAUACAUACAUUCAGAAAGAGGGAGCAAAGCCACCCAUGGAAAGGUCAUGUCUAAGAGGACCGGGAAAGUGGUUCACAAAAGGCCUGCGAUUGUCAACCCGCAUGUUGCCACACUGUUAAAGAACUUGCUGGACUUCGAGUGGGACUUCAGAGUCCCACUCCCACUUGUUUGAGUACUUGUGGGCACUUAAAGUAAUUCUUAAACUAAUUACAGUAAUAGCAGUACUAGCAGUUGAAGUGUGUGAAAUAUUUAAAAUGUGGUUGCUUUUAUAUGAAUUGGGAAAACAGAGAAAAGAACAGACGUGGGACAGAUAGUGGAUCAGGAAGUGCAGAGAAAAAGUAAUGAGAAGUGAGGUUCGUUUUAGAGAGGAGGAAAAAAGUCAGAAAACUGGAAGUUAAUUGACUGGAUGAGAGACUGGAAGUUAAUUGAAAACAUGUUGAAGUAAUAUUAUUUGGUUAGGGCAGAGCUAUAAUGGUAAAAUCAUCUCUGCUUACUACAUAUAGGCUUUCGUACACUCAGGUGUAUACAGCCUUGGUCAGAAGUUUUGAGAAUGAGAAAAAUAUUUUCACAAAUUGUGAUACCUCAGUUUUUUAUUAUGGCAGUUUAUAUAUACUCCUGAAUGUUCUGAAAAGAGAUCAGAUAGAAACAUUCAACAAAAAACUUUAAAUGUACUGAAGCAGUAAACCUUGUGAAACCCAAUAGCCGUUCUCAAGCAUUUUGGCUGUGUAUAUACUACUUUAAAAAAUUUGGUUUUAUCUGUAGUUAUCAACUAUGAGAAGCAUGGAGUUAUCAAUAUUGGUUGUGAAAAACUGUUACUGUGCAUCUCUAGUGAGACCUACUAUGAUGUAUGCUUUAGUGACAGUGAGACUAAAAGACAGGAGACUGAGCAGGAAGUGGCAGAGAUGAAAAUGCUGAGAUUUUUAUUGGAAGUGACAAGAUGGACAAGAUUAGAAAUGAAUAGAUCAGAGGAAUAGUGAAGCUAGAGAGACCAGGUUGAGAUGCUUUACACAUGUUGAAGAGGGAUAGUGGACAAAGAAUUUUGAAGAUGGAGCUGUCAGGCAGAAGAAGAAGACCUCAGAGAAGAUGCAUUGAUGUAGUGAAAGAAGACAUGGAGUUGGUUUGCGUAACAAUAUAGGGGAAGGAUGGGAUAGGGUGAGACAGAGGCAGAUGAUCUGCUGUGGUGACCCUUGAAUAGCAGCCUAAAAACGAAGGAGAAGACUGCUGUUUUUAUUUUUAUAUCACUACUGUUUUGGUACUACAGUCUUAAGUUUUUCAAUUCAUUGGUUACUAGAGAAAAGUAGGCUGUACUGUUAGUUUAGUGAUCUAAGAGAGUGAGAGGGUUACAAUACUGAAAGUAGUAAUUCAAAUACUGUACAUACUGAUUCAAAUAACUCACUUAUUGAUUCAGCUACUUUAUAUUUUUACUUUGCCAGUGACGUUGUGCUGCUCUUUUGUUGUUUGUUUUACAGGCACUAAUCAUUCUUGUGGAGGAUACCAAUUAAAUACUACAGUUAAGCCAUUUCUGUGUGUUAGCUCUCUCUUUCUGCAUUUUACUUUCCCUGUUAUUAACAUUUGAACUUACAAAAGAGUCGUGUCAAAGCUAGAUUGUGAUGCAUUUCUCUUAUACUGUUGUUGAACCUGUUAUUACAGCUGGUUUUCUUCUCCAUUACAAUGUUGUUGCUGCCAUGUUACUUAAGAAUUUCACUGUUGUUUAUUUUAGUACAACUUUAUGCUAUUGAAGAACAUUUUUAUUCAGCAACUAUACUGAGAUUCUGGUCAUAAUUUCAAUAAAGUCUGACAUUAAGAAAUAAGUCAUUGUGUUUUGUGAAUAAAGAAAUAUUUUAGUAAA
Messenger RNA from Girardinichthys multiradiatus, 4081 nucleotides. RefSeq lists its product as uncharacterized. The record is from RefSeq and is a predicted model, not a curated record. Lineage: Eukaryota; Metazoa; Chordata; Actinopteri; Cyprinodontiformes; Goodeidae. The transcript has 5 exons. Bases 1715 to 2404 code for a protein of 229 amino acids.